Molecule: messenger RNA, 1339 nt
Organism: Megalops cyprinoides (Indo-Pacific tarpon)
Lineage: Eukaryota; Metazoa; Chordata; Actinopteri; Elopiformes; Megalopidae
Gene: tmx4
Product: thioredoxin-related transmembrane protein 4
Exons: 8
Coding region: 2-1000 (332 amino acids)
Source: RefSeq, a predicted model, not a curated record
CAUGUGCGCUGUCAACAUGGCGGGGAGAAAAUGUCUUACAGAAUUGAAACCCUCUGAAAAAAGACUCAACUUCGGUACGCUUCUGACCUUUUUUAUGAUAAACUCGGCCGUUUCUGCACACCCGGGAGUCGAGAGCAAAGUGCUGUCAGUCGCUGACGCUAACUGGACGCAGAUCCUCGAAGGAGAAUGGAUGUUAAUGUUUUACGCCCCCUGGUGUCCAGCCUGUCAGCAGAUAAAGGAAGAUUGGGAAGCCUUUGCCCAACAGGGCUCUGCCCUGGGCGUAUCAGUGGGCCAAGUGGACGUCACACAGCAGCCAGGCUUAAGCGGCCGAUUCCUGGUCACAACGCUGCCCACCAUUUUUCAUGCCCGGGAUGGGAGUUUUCGGAGGUACCUGUCUUCGCGGGCGGUUGAGGACUUCCAGAGCUACAUCAUCGAGAGGAAGUGGGAGGCUGUGGAGCCCGUGCCAGGAUGGAAGUCACCAUCCUCUUUUGUCAUGACAGGAAUGGCUGGCCUCUUUCAGCUGUCUGUGUGGAUCAGACAAAUCCACAGUUAUCUGACGGAGACGCAGGGCCUACCAGUGUGGACGUCCUACCUUAUAUUUGCUGUGGUCACACUGUUAACAGGACUCCUCCUGGGUCUGGUUCUGGUUUUGAUAGCUGACUGCCUGUGUCCAUCGAAACCAAAACAUAAAACUGUGAAAGCAGAGGAAGUUAUGAAGGAUGACCUGUCUGAUGAGGAGGUUGAGGGUGCCCCGAUCGAAGAGAAGGGGCCAUCUGACACGGAAAAUGAGAACGAAAAUGAGAACGAAAAUGAGAACGAGAACGAGAACGAGAACGAGAACGAGAACCAGUUAUCUGGUGACGAGUCUGCCGGAGAGGAGACCCUGCCCGUAGCGGAAGCGGCUGAUGCUGCCGAUGACCAGCUGUCAGAGGGGGCGACAGAGAGCACAGUAAGACAGAGGAAACCCCAGGGUGCAAAGCCAUUAGAGGAGGAGACCUAAGUGGUGUGCUUCUCUGCAGGCCCUUCUACGGGCGUUGGAAAGAAGACUCAACCCCAUGCAUGCAGGUAGGGAGGUCCUAGUGGCACACGCCAGCUACAGAAUGUCCUCCGUCUCUUAAAGUAAGCUCAGCCUGUUGCUCCUCCCCUUGCCUGCUCUUCUGUGUGUGGGUGGAUGUUGGUGUGGGUGUGGGUGUGUGUGUGUGUGUCCUGUCAGUGUCUUUUCUGCAAACACAACGUUAUAGAAUUAUUGGAUCCAAUUUGACUCAUAGGAGCUGAUUGGGGAGGUUCAAAAUCACUGCUGCCCCAGGAUGACCCAGUGUAAGGCUUUCCUGGGUCUUGA